Diplodia corticola is the source of this 3507-nucleotide messenger RNA. Its product is annotated as na+ h+ antiporter nha1. The transcript has a single exon. The record is from RefSeq and is a predicted model, not a curated record. Gene Ontology annotation, molecular function: sodium:proton antiporter activity. NCBI's taxonomy places the organism in Eukaryota, Fungi, Ascomycota, Dothideomycetes, Botryosphaeriales, Botryosphaeriaceae. Gene Ontology annotation, biological process: intracellular potassium ion homeostasis; regulation of membrane potential; proton export across plasma membrane. Bases 1 to 3507 code for a protein of 1168 amino acids. Gene Ontology annotation, cellular component: plasma membrane.
AUGGCCUGGGAACAUCUCUCCAUCACCAAGCCGCACUUGGUGUACAUCAUCCUGGGCGGCUUCACCUCGCUGUUCAUGCUCUGCUCCUCCGUGAUCAAGGAGCGCCUGUACAUUGGUGAAGCCACCGUCGCCACCAUAUGCGGCAUCAUCUUCGGGCCCCAUGCCGCCAACCUGAUCAAUCCGCUGGAAUGGGGCAACACCGAUCUGAUCACCCUGGAGUUCUCCCGCAUCGUCCUGGUCGUCCAGUGCUUUGCCGUCGGCGUCGAAUUGCCCAAGGCCUACAUGGAGCGCCACUGGAGAUCUGUCACCGCCCUGCUGAUCCCCGUCAUGACCUUCGGCUGGCUGAUAACGAGCUUGUUCAUCUGGGCUUUCAUGCGUGACCAGCUCAACUGGCUGGACAGCCUUUGCGUUGCUGCCUGCGUCACCGCCACUGAUCCCGUCCUGGCCUCUUCAGUCGUCGGCAAGGGAAAGUUUGCCAAGCGUGUGCCCAAGCAUUUGCGUGAUCUUCUGUCCGCCGAGUCGGGCUGCAACGAUGGCAUGGCAUUCCCUUUCAUUUACCUGGCCGUCUACAUCAUCCGUUACAGGCACCAUCCCGAUGAGGUGGCUCUCCACUGGUUUUGCUACACCGUCUUGUAUGAGUGCAUCUUCGGUGCCGUUUUCGGCGUCACAGUCGGAUACAUUGCCCGGCGCCUGAUCAGAUACUCUCAUGAAAAGGAUCUCAUUGAUCGCGAGAGUUUCUUGGUCUUCUAUUUCGUUCUCGCGCUCUUUUGCGCUGGGUCCGGAAGCUUGCUCGGUAUGGAUGAUUUGCUGAUAGGCUUCGCCUGUGGCGUUGGCUUCAGUAACGACGGCUGGUUCUUGGAGAAGACAGAGGAAGCUCACGUAUCCAACGUCAUCGAUCUGCUUAUCAACUUGACAUUCUUCGUUUACUUUGGAACCAUCAUCCCCUGGGAGCAGUUCAACUCGGACGUCAUUGGAACCAGCCCCUGGAAGCUUGUCGUCAUCGCAAUCCUGGUCCUUCUAUUCCGCCGGAUCCCCAUCAUGAUGCUCAUGAAGCCUCUAAUUCCAGACAUAAAAACGUACCGAGAGGCGCUGUUUGCCGGUCACUUCGGACCCAUCGGUGUCGGCGCUAUUUUCGUCGCCAUUCUUGCACGUGCCGAGAUGGAGACGGAAGAGACGACGCCACUGGCCGUUCUACCAGAACCCGGAUUUCCGCAUAUGAAUAUCAUCGAGCUGAUCUGGCCCAUCACGUGUUUCCUGGUCAUUUGCUCUAUCAUUGUCCACGGCUCCUCCAUCGCUGUUUUCACGCUGGGCAAGCAUAUCAAUACCUUGACGCUGACCUUGUCUUACACUCAAGCGAACGAGGACGGACCGAGCUGGAUGGACCGUCUGCCUCGUAUUCAGUCUCGUUCCAAGAGCUCCAUGUCUUUGCGCCGACCUGGAGAAGCCGAGACGGACUCGUCCUGGGAUGAGAAGGGGGAGAAGGGCGAAUACGGAUCCGAAGGCUUCCUCAGCGUACCCCGCGGUUUCCUCGGCAGGAAGAAGGACGAUGAUGCUCAGAGCCGAUCAUCCAGCCGUAGGCCAACCAGAAGGAGGAGAAGCAUGGGUCCAGGUGGGCCUAUCAGCCAGUCUGCAAUCACUCCUGCGCGUCGCGAACACGAUGCCGCCGAUGCACCCUCCAACGGCCGUGAAGAUUCGGACACUACUGCUCUGAACAGCGACGAGUCUCCAGAGAUCGAUAAGAUCAGGUCCCCCGAACAGGAAGUCUACCAGGAGGGUGACAAGAUGAUCUUCGAGGAUGAAGAGGGCAACGUGUUAGAUGUACGCGAUAUCCCGGACAAGUCUGAAGCCGAAAUCCAGCGAGAAGCCAAGAGAGAUGGUCGCAAGCUCAUGAAGGAGAAGGAUGUAGAGGGUGGUGUUGCACAAACCGAACAUGAUGAGAGUGCUGAUGGAGGCCACCAUGCGGCUCAUGAGAUCAAGGAUGCCGCUGAACAUCCGAAAAAGCACUGGCGUGGAAUGCUUCAUCGUCGGCACACAGGCGCCGAGGGUGAAGAGACGCAUCAUAAGAAGAAGCGUGGGCCCGCACUGGCCUACCAGUUCGGCAACACCAUUAUCGUGGAGGACGAGGACGGUGAGGUCAUCAAGAAGUACGACAUCCCGCCAGACGCAGCGAGACAAGGCGAGAAGGCCCCUGUCAGCGACAAGACCCGCCAACGUCUGGCCCGCAUGGGUACCUACCUUGGCAUGUCUCAUAAUGAGGCGGAGGCCGCUGCCAGCCAGGCGGAUGUCGCUGGCGAAAGCAGCAAGGCCGCCGCCAAGCCGCGCGAGGAAAAGAAAAAGAAGAGGAUCCAGGAGGAGCAAAGCGAUGACGAGCGCAUCCGCUUCACCGUCAAUGCCGGUGGCCGUCGCAUGAGCAAGGCCGAGUUCAUCCAGCAGAUCCAGCAGAUGGACCCCAAGGCGCGCACAAAGUUCGUCGAGAACAGCGACGUCCCCGAGCCCGUCAAGGAGGAGGCUCGCAAUGACGCCAAGGACCAUGCUCGCCUGCAACAGCAACAACAGAAGGCAGCCAUCGAGAGCGCUCGCAAGGACCGCGCAAGCGACUCGGACGAGGAGGGCGAAAUCCCCUUCCACAACAUGCGCGACACGCUGGGAGGCCGCGAGACGGCAGCAGAAGCCCGCCGCCGUCAGAUGGCGAGCACUCCCUCCGCGUCGAACAACAACAACAACAACAACAACAACAACAAGGGCGGCGGCGGCGCAUCGUCCUCGCUCUCGCCGGGCGCGUCGCCGGGGGGCGCCAGCCCGCUCAGCCGGCCCAGCACCGACGGCUCGACGUCGUCCAGCCACCGGGGGGGCGUCGCCGGCGUCAAGGCGGGGGCGGCGGCCGCCGGCGCCGCCGCCGGCCGCACCGAGACGGGCGAGAAGUCGCGCGCGCAGCCGACGCACCUGGACGAGGGCGAGACGGCGGCGGAGCGGCGCCGGCGCGAGGGCGCGCUCGGCCUGGGCGGCGCCGACGACGACUCGACGGACAGCGAGAGCGAGGAGGAGGACGGCAAGGGCAUCCGCCGCAACAUGCCCGUCGAGAAGAAGGCCGAGCGCGAAAAGCAAAAGGCCGUGGCCGCCGCCCAAGCCGCCGCCGUCGCCGAGGUCGCAGAGGUCGACGAGGAGGAAGUCGCGGCCAAGGAGCAGGAACAGCUGCGGCUGCAGCGGCAGAUGGAGCUGGAGCUGGAGCUGGAGCUGGAGCAGAAGCUCGAGUUGGAGCGAGAGCAAGAGCGAGAGCGACAGCAAGAGCAAGAGCAAGAACAAGAGCAAGACUCGGAAGAGCCGGAACAGCAACAGCAGCAGAAGGCUCCUGGCAUCAGAUUCGCGGAACCGACCCGCCCGACGUUGCAAGAGGACGGCGGCGAACAGGGUGCAGGCAGUGGCGAAGGCGACGCCGGAGAGAGUGGAAACGGCGGUAAAGGGCACCACAAGAGGAGCUCGAGCGGGUUGAGGUGGUUCAAGAAGUAA